Molecule: messenger RNA, 2269 nt
Organism: Danio aesculapii
Lineage: Eukaryota; Metazoa; Chordata; Actinopteri; Cypriniformes; Danionidae
Product: gastrula zinc finger protein XlCGF8.2DB-like
Exons: 2
Coding region: 1-1077 (358 amino acids)
Biological process (GO): regulation of transcription by RNA polymerase II
Molecular function (GO): RNA polymerase II cis-regulatory region sequence-specific DNA binding; DNA-binding transcription factor activity, RNA polymerase II-specific
Source: RefSeq, a predicted model, not a curated record
AUGGCGUUUAUUAAAGAGGAGAGUGAAGAUGUGAAGAUUGAAGAAACAUUCACAGUCAAACAGGAAGAUCUGCAGGAACAAACAGACCUGAUGGUGCUGAAAGAAGAGACUCACCAACAGAAUGAAAUGGAAGAGAAACACCAAGACAUAACUGAUGAAAAACCCACACUGACUGAAAAGACGUCAUCACGAGGAAGACCUCGGAAAUCCAAAUCUGGGUGUAAUUUCACUUGUCAUCAAUGUGGAAACCAUUUCAGCCGAAAACACAGCCUUCAAGUCCACAUGAUAACUCACACUGGAGAGAAGCCUUUCAGCUGUAAACAGUGUGGGAAGAGUUUCAGUCAAAAGCCAAACCUUUAUGUUCACAUGAGAGUUCACACUGGGGAGAAACCUUACAGCUGUGAACAGUGUGGAAAGAGUUUUGCUAAAAGCAAUGACUUUAAAGCCCACAUGAGAAUUCAUACUGGAGAGAAGCCGUACACAUGCCAACAGUGUGGAAAAAGCUUCCGUAAUACAGGAAACCUCACAUUCCACAUGAGAAUUCACACUGGAGAGAGGCCUUUCUCUUGCUCUCAGUGUGGAAAGAGUUUUAAGCAAAAUGGCACCCUUGAAGUCCACAUGAGAACUCACACUGGAGAGAGAAUAUUCACUUGCACACAGUGUGGGAAAAGAUUUGCUCAAAAACAAAGCCUUAUCAUCCACAUGAGGAUUCACACUGGAGAGAAACCUUACACAUGUACUGAGUGUGGUAAAGGUUUCACAUGUAAUAGCGCACUCAAUAACCACAAGAGUACUCACACCGGAGAGAAGCGGUUUGCAUGUUCUCAGUGUGGAAAGAGCUUCACAACCAAAGCUAGCAUUAAGAACCACAUAGAUGAUCACACUGGAAUUAUAGUGUUCACAUGUGUUCAGUGUGGAAAGAGUCUCACAUGCAAAGACUCCAUUAAGCAACACAUGAAGACUCACUCAGGAGAGGAUCGUUUUAGAUGCAGUGAGUGUGGAAAGGACUUUAAACAUAAAAGAAGCCUCAGCACUCACAUGAAGCUUCACAAUGGAAAGCAGAGUCCUCAACACUGAGACCUUGUCCACACAAACGGGUAUAUUUAAAACGGCAGCUUGUUCUCGUAGUUUGACUGUUCAUUUACGUGAAGUUUAUGUAUAAACUACUUUCAAGAGGAUCACAUGCUUAUGAUUGUUCACGACUGCAUUAGUUAACACAUGAUUCACCAAUCAGAUGAUUCCUAACUCACUAUAAAUAACCAGAGUUUCUUACCUCAGUUAUCUUCGUCUUCGAGCUCAAACUCUGCUAACGGGGAGGAAGCCCCGGGCUCGAGUAUCUUAUGAGCCCAGGGCUCUCUCCCGGGACAGCAUACCAAACACGCUUUAUGAUCAAUCAUCAGCUAAGGGUGAACUCUUGAAUACAUAUCAAGUUACUGAAAAUGAAACCCUUUAACACCUGAAGAUUUAAACUGUAACUGUUUGUAGUGUAGAUCAGGGGUCACAGCCCAGUACCAGGUUGUGAGAGUUAGAAAAAAACUUUAUAUGUUUUUCAACUUUAUUAUGAACCGAUAACCAUAGUUGUGCACAUUGCACACUUCAAUCAAAUGGUCUGCACUGAACAGAAAAUUAGAAAGAUUAGGGAGGAGAAAAUGUUUGGGGAGAUGCAGGGAACACUGUCCUACACCCGUAGAUUGUGUUUAUGAUGAAAACAUAAGAGGAACAGAAAUAUGGUGUUUUGAGACAGCUGACUGGGAGACAUUCAGCUAUAUCAGUGAGCAAGAGAUGAAAAAUACUGAAGUAUAUUGAUGAAGAUGAUGACAAGGUUAAUAAUUGAUGCUUGCAAUGCUCUGUUUGUGUGCAGCAAAUCCGACUAAUAUGAAGAAGGGGCAUAAGGAGAAAUGACUGUACCAUGGUGAACAAAUGAAUGUGGUGAAGCAGUCAAAUCUAGAAAUAAAGCAUUUAAAAUAAUGAAAAUGAAUCACAGUUUCCAAAUUUAAUUUAUAUUUGUAGGAGAGGUAUAAAAAGACAAAAAAUGCUCCGGUUUGCCCAGGCCUGUAUAUAUUUUGCCCUGACUUGCCCCUGUCUAUAUAUCUGAACUUUUGUGUUCUCCUCAAAGAUCCCUCAGGUCCUCUGCUCAGCUCCUGCUAACUGUUCCUAAAUCCUGCUUGAAAACAAAAGGAGACAGAGCCUUCUUAGUCUAUGCUCCAAAACCUUUCACCUUUAGAAAUGAAAGCUUCAUCUGCAUUAAGUGUUUUUAAACAGUCAGUCA